AUGUACUCUUUUGCCACUUCCAUCUCCGAUUGCCAAAGGGACAACCCCCGCACAAUGUCACGGCUGCCCGACCUCGUUCAUGACACGCGCCUCAUCACUUCAUUCAAAAACAAGCUCACAAUCCACAGCUACGACGAGUCAGACGACGAAAAUGGCGCCCGAUCAACAUUACGCUUGGAGCACUGGGAACAAACGAGCCACCUCGGUCGUGGCAGCUACGGCGACGUCUGGCUGCAGCAGUGCGUGAGCGGCAAGCGAGGCUACGAAAGACGCGCCGUCAAAAUCAUUCCUCGUUUACGCUUCAAGAAUAAGAAGAACAGCUACAUGGCUGAGCUGGAGGCCAUUGCAAAAUUCUCACAAAGACGUUACUCCAAAUGCUUUGUCAAAUUGCUUGGGUGGUAUGACACAGAAUCUAGUCUUUACAUUGCCAUGGAACACGUUCCAUUUGGCGACUUGGACAACUACAUGUCGAGUAAUGGCCCCAUGCCAGAAGCAGAUGCUCAACAGGUAUCAUUCCAGAUACUUGAAGGCUUAUCGUAUAUGCAUCGCGAAGGAUUUGCUCAUCGAGAUAUUAAGCCCGGUAACGUGCUCGUCAAGUCCCAACCACCAAAAGGUAAAUGGUGGGUCAAGAUCAGCGACUUUGGUAUAAGCAAGCGCGUUGAAGGGUCAAAGGCACAAUCAACCGUCAGGGGCACAAUUCAGUACAUGGCGCCUGAGCUCAUCUGGCACGAGCCGGGUAAUCCCAUCAACUACAUGGCCGCCGACAUGUGGGCGCUUGGCACAAUGGUCUACCGCAUGCUCACCCUCAUGCCCGUCUUUGCCACCCCAGGCGCGUAUACUUACUAUCUAGUAAACGUCGAUUCGUUUCCUUUUGCAGAGCUCGACAAGCGAAAUGCCAGCUCGGACGCAAUAUUAUUCAUUCGUUCACUUAUGGGACCUCGCCCUGGAGAGCGCCUUUCAUCAGACAAGGCCAUGGACCAUGCCUGGGUUGCAUCUUUUAAAAGGCAUACAACAUCAACCACUGCAUCGCCGGCACCCACUUCUUCACAAUCUAACCCAAUUCCUAAUCCAAAUCCAUGGGCCACAGUUUCAACCCGCAGUACAGGAUUCAGUACAGAAGCUCGGCAGCCGAGCGUCACCCCUACCGACCCAGCGCCACCCCCAAUAUUUGUCUCUCAACUUCCAGUUACAAGUGCUUCACGGCUCAAGCAAAACUGGAAGCGCCAGCGUCAACUUGAGCUGCGCAGUACAGGCCGCGAAGGCGGCAUGCCUCUCAGUGAUAAAAAGGAGCUGCAUAUUCUCAUCAGAGAGGAGCAGUCGUUGGUGCAACAAAUGUCAGAAGAAGCAGCCAAUGCAUCCUCACCUGUCUCAUCUGUCGAUGCCAUUGACAGCUGGCCUCUCGCUGUUCGUGAUGUUGACAAGUAUGGCACUGUAACACGGAAAUAUAGAAGUACCGCCUACUACAGACGCAGACGGUUCAGACGCUGGCAAAAAACAAAACAACAGUUGUGA
This is a messenger RNA of Trichoderma gamsii, 1512 nucleotides long. RefSeq lists its product as hypothetical. The record is from RefSeq and is a predicted model, not a curated record. The transcript has 4 exons. Gene Ontology annotation, molecular function: ATP binding; protein serine/threonine kinase activity. Gene Ontology annotation, cellular component: cytoplasm. Gene Ontology annotation, biological process: peptidyl-serine phosphorylation; autophagy. NCBI's taxonomy places the organism in Eukaryota, Fungi, Ascomycota, Sordariomycetes, Hypocreales, Hypocreaceae. The coding region runs from base 1 to 1512 and encodes 503 amino acids.